GGCCUCUUCCUCUUCACUAUCGCCCGCGACCCGCUCCGCAUCAUCAUCCUCAUCGCCGGGGCUUUCUUCUGGCUGGUGUCGCUGCUGCUCUCCUCCCUCAUCUGGUUUGUCGCCGUUAAAGCCAGUGACCCCCGAGAUGAGCCGUUACAGAAGGGGCUCUUGAUAUUUGGGGUGAUGUUCUCUGUGCUGCUGCAGGAGGCCUUCCGCUUUCUCUACUACAAGCUCCUCAGGAAGGCCAUCGAGGGGCUGGUGGCUCUCAGCGAGGAUGGCUGCUCCCCGAUUUCCAUCCAGCAAAUGGCAUAUGUGGCUGGUGUGGGCUUUGGGCUCAUGAGCGGCGCCUUCUCCAUGAUCAAUCUCCUGGCAGACGCAUUAGGGCCUGGCACCGUGGGCAUCCACGGGGACUCGCAGCUCUACUUCCUCACCUCAGCUUUUAUGACCAUGGUGCUGAUUUUCCUUCACACCUUCUGGGGGAUCCUCUUCUUCCACGGCUGUGAGCAUCGGCGCUGGUGGGAGAUCAUGGCGGUUGUUGUCAUGCACCUCGCUGUUUCGGGGUCGACAUUUUGCAACCCCCUGUACGUGGGCAGCCUGGUACCCUCCUACCUGUUGAUGGCCGCUGCUGCUGCCUGGGCUUACCUACUCUCAGGGGGAUCCACCCAGAACCUGCGGCGCUUCCUGCUCUGUCUACGGAGCGGAGCUAGCCCCCAGCUGGGAUCCUGAGGCCCCAUGGGAUGUUCCUGUCCCCAGCCAUCCCUGCCCUCCCCUCCAUCCUGCCAGCAAGAGCAGCCAUCACCUUCUCUGCAAUACCUUUUCUCCUGGACUGGGGGACUCCGGCCAGUCCCAGCAAGGCAGGUGCUGGGGUCUGGCUGUGGCAGCCAGCCAACCAGUUUGGC
Leptosomus discolor (cuckoo roller) is the source of this 890-nucleotide messenger RNA. Its product is annotated as aph-1A gamma-secretase subunit. Gene Ontology annotation, cellular component: membrane. Gene Ontology annotation, biological process: positive regulation of catalytic activity; protein processing. NCBI's taxonomy places the organism in Eukaryota, Metazoa, Chordata, Aves, Leptosomiformes, Leptosomidae. The record is from RefSeq and is a predicted model, not a curated record.